ACCCUUAGAAAACAAUGAGAUACAACGAAAAAAACGUAGCAGCGUUAUCCACCUUGUCUAACAACCUCAACAACCAGCAGCCUCACCCAUUCCAGAAGAUGAGAUUCCCCAUGAGAAAACCCUAACUGAGCGUCGUUCCCUCUCUUUCUUCUUCCCAACUUCCCACUCAACCCAAGAGACCAUCACUCCUUCCGGUCUGCUCACACCCCUCUUCGUCUCACCUCUCUUUGGACUCAAAGAAGGAUCUGGAAUUCUAAAAAAAAGGAAAAAAAGCAAAGAGCUAAAGAAAAACAAAAAAGAAACAAGAAUUAGACGUUGGGAUUUGAAGAGAAGAGCUUGAUUUCUUUUCUUCCCACAUUUCACAAGUUGCUUCACUUAGCCGAUAUUUUGGGCAAUCUCUGGGAUUAAAGGACCGUUUGUUGCUGAAAUCGCUGUUGCUGCUUUGUUAAGCUCUGUUCAUCUUCGUCUCUAUCUUUACUUGGCUCGUUGUGGACUAUUUUUCUGCUAUUCAGUCUUGUCUAUAGUUGAGCGGGAAAAGGAACUCACAAAGUGGAAUUACAGAACCAAAAAAGCUUACAGUGAUAGCACCACACGCACAGAAGAAGCGAAAGAGAGUGCAAGCUGAUAAUUGAGGCAACAAUCUAAAAGAAGUUAUAUAGAGAAGUCAUUCCCCACAUUGACGUUUUCUUGAGCUAUAAGAUAAGCAGAGGGAAAGGAAAUUGUAAAAAAAAAUGAGUUGGUCUUCUUGUAACAGUCUUUGUACUUCAAGUUCUAGACAACUGUUGGUGACUACUGAUUUAUCGAGCCAACUGAACAUACCCUCAAGGCUAUCAAAUGUUGGUUUGAGGCAGAAGAGAAGCCUUCAUGGACAUCAUGGAGUACCAAAAGUUUUUGCUUAUUAUGGCCUUAAAACCCCACCUUAUAAGCUUGAUGCACUAGAACCAUAUAUGAGCCAAAAGAUGCUCGAGGUACAUUGGGGAGAGCAUCAUCGUAGUUAUGUUGAAGCUCUUAACAAACAGCUUGAGAAGAAUGACAUACUUUAUGGAUGCACUAUGGAGGAACUUAUCAAAGUGACAUACAACAACGGAAAUCCAUUACCUGAAUUCAGUGAUGCUGCCCAGGUGUGGAAUCAUGAUUUCUUCUGGGAGUCCAUGCAACCGGGAGGCGGUGACAUGCCUAAAUUAGGACUCCUUCAGCAGAUUGAGAAGGAUUUUGGUUCAUUUACCAACUUUAGAGAGAAGUUUACAGAAGCAGCUCUCGCGUUAUUUGGCUCUGGAUGGAUUUGGCUCGUCUUGAAGAGAGAGGAGAAGCGUCUUGCAAUUGUUAAGACAUCAAAUGCUGUCAACCCUCUUGUGUGGAAUGACAUCCCCCUGAUCGGUUUGGACUUGUGGGAGCAUGCUUAUUAUCUGGAUUACAAGGUAACCGAUAGUUCUUCCCUUUUGCUUUCUACAAGGAGACUGUUUCUAAUGUGUCCGUCUUUGUUUUCUCUCUUUUCACAGAAUGAUAAAGCAAAGUACGUUAAUGUGUUUAUGAAUCACCUUGUCUCUUGGGAUGCGGCACUGGGACGCAUGGCUCGAGCACAGGCUUUUGUAAAUUUAGGCGAACCCAAAAUCCCUGUUGCAUGAUAUGGUUCUUUACUCAGUUCUUUCAGCAAAUCAAUGUGCAAGAAAAUGUAUUUUAGUACAAAAAGCUUCUGCACAUGCUUUGUUCCCAACCAGAAAGUGCACCGUAAUUCCUGUUGCGCGACAUGGUCCUCUCUUAACAGUUCUUUCAGCAAAUCCAUGCACAAGAGCAGGUAACUUUAGUAAUAAAACCUUCUGAAUUUGCUUCUUUCCUCAGUGGAAGGUGCAUCUAUGUAAUUUGGAAAAAUGUUUAGUGCAGCACAUGUUAGAUUUCUUUCUACUGUGGAUCAGCGCAAAGAGGUAAGUGCUAGCUCGCUCGUAGUUUGAUACAGAUGUAGGCGACUGAUCAACAAGCAAUAGUAUCAUGGGCUAUGUAUUUUGUGUACUGAAUGACUUCUGUAGACUGAGCAAUGGGCUUUACAUAAAUCAACGAGUUGAUAUCAUUUCGAUCUCAUAA
Molecule: messenger RNA, 2079 nt
Organism: Nicotiana tabacum (common tobacco)
Lineage: Eukaryota; Viridiplantae; Streptophyta; Magnoliopsida; Solanales; Solanaceae
Product: superoxide dismutase [Fe] 3, chloroplastic
Biological process (GO): superoxide metabolic process
Cellular component (GO): chloroplast nucleoid
Molecular function (GO): superoxide dismutase activity; metal ion binding
Source: RefSeq, a predicted model, not a curated record